CUGCUGUCUCUUUCCUUACUUCUUCUUUCAUCACUUUCUCAAACUAAAACAAACACACCACAGUUAACACACAAAAACAGACACCAAUGACCAUCGAACUUAGAUUGUUUUUGCAGCCACAAAACAUCUCAAGAGUUGACCGAACCAACGCAAACGCAAUUCUUUCAUAAUUCACUGCAGCUUCCCUCUCUCUCUCUUGUUCCGUGGAACAUUGAAAAAAAAGCCUGCGGAAAAAGAUAAAGCUCUUAGUUUUCUCUCUGCCCCUUCUUUCCCGCCACCUUCGUUUCAUUCACCCUUUUCUCCCCCUUUUCUUUUUUUCUUCUUUAUCCUUUUCCUUUCCUCUCUCUCCACAUACCUUCUGAUCCGAUCUAAUAUGCUAACUGAGGUUGCUGCGUACUGGGCACCCUGAUUCUCGCGACAGUGAAAGUUUGGGAGACCAUUUUUUUCCAGGCAGAAUGCUGUGAAUGAAUUUGGUUUUUCACUUUUGAGAUCUACUGUGGAAAAUCUGUUGGUAAUUUGUUAAAAAUUUUGAGCAAGAUGUCUGGUGAAUCAGCUUCCAGACCCAAACCCCGAUUAGUGUUAUGCCCUAAAUGCUGGCAACUUCUUCCAGAGUCUCCAGACUAUGAUGUGUACAAGUGUGGUGGAUGUGGCACAACACUUCAAGCUAAGAAACGAAGAAGUAAGGCUGUGAACUCAGAGUCUGGUAUGCAUGAAACGGAUGCAGCUCCUAGAAAUGCAGUGGAUCCUAAAGCUGAUGAUAAACAAUACAACAAUGAAGAGAAGCUACUUAGAGAUCAGGAAAAUGGUGUGAGGGAAAAGUUGACAAGUUCAUCAGGAAAAUGCUCUUUGGAUGGAUACGAUAGAAGGAAUCAAAUUGAAAAUGGUGAAUGCAAUGGAGAGCAGCUAGUUGCUUCUCGGGUGAAUGGUUUCAAUGAAGAAACAACUCGUUCUUCCUCUGGAGAAUGGUCUUCGAGUGAAAAUGGUGGUAGGGAUCAAAUUAAAGAUGGUGAAUUCAAUGGAAAGCAGUUAGUUACUUCUCUGGAGAAUGGUUUUGGGGGGAAAACAUCUAGUUCUUCCUCAGGAGAGUGUUCUUUGGCUGGAAAUGGUGGAAGUUAUCUAAUUGAAGGUGGUGAAUGCGAUGGAGAGCAGCCAGUUAUUUCUCAGGAGAAUCGUUUUAGUGAAAAAGUGGCUAGUUCUUCCUCACAAGAAUGUUCUUUGAAUGGAAAUGUUGAAAGGAAUGAAAUUGAAGAUGGUAAAUACAAUGGAGAGCAUCUAGUUAUUUCUCGGGAGAAUGGUUUGAGUGAAAAAGCAGCUAGUUCUUCCUCACAAGAAUGUUCUUUGAAUGGAAAUGUUGAAAGGAAUGAAAUUGAAGAUGGUAAAAACAAUGGAGAGCAUCCAGUCAUUUCUCAGGCUAAUGGUUUGGGUGAAAAUGCAGCCAAUUCUUCCUUAGGAGAAUGUUCUUUGAAUAGAAAUGGUGGAAGGAAUCAAAUUGAAGAUGGUAAAUACAAUGGAGAGCAGACAGUUAUUUCACAGGAGAAUGGUCUUAUGGAAAAAGCAUCUGGCUCUUCCUUGGGAGAAUUUUCUUUGGAUGAAAUUGAUGGAAAGGAUCAAAUUGAAAAUGGUGAACGCAAUGGAGAAUGGAUUGAACAUGUUAAUUUGCCAGAUGAGACACUGGAAAAUGAGAUGGAUAUCUAUAAAUUGUCAGAUAUGAGAAGUCAAAGUGGUUGUUCAGAUGAGCUAACUCAUUUUGAAAAUGAAACCUCAGCAGAAUUGGUGGCAGAGUGUUCGGUAGAAAAUGCUAAGAACACAAACUUGCAUCUAGAAGGAGAAGAGCUAAGUAAUGGAAAUGUGCCAUUAGAAGGAGCAGGGGAGCAGUUAAUUAGUGCAUUGGAUAAAGAAGAUGCCAAUGAUGAGAAAUCAGCUUCAGUACAGGUAAAGCCUGUAGUGGACAUUGCAGGAAAUGAUUUACAAGUAAAUGGAAACCUGAUUGUAGAAGGGCCAGAAGAAGAUUUAUUUUGUGGAUCAGGUGAAGAAGAAGUCAAUAAUGACAGAUUGGAGCUAUUUGGUGCAAAUCCUAAGGUGGUCAUUAAUGGAAGCAGAGAAGCAAGAUCAGAAGAGUUACCUGACAGAAACUUGUUAUCGGAGGUAACAGAAGAGCAGUUGAAUGGUGAAGAUCUUAAAUAUCUGCAAUCAGAUCUAGUGGGUGCAAAAUCUGAAGUGGACAAUGCAGGAAAUACAUCUACUGCCAAAAGGUUAAGUACUGAAAAAGGAAGCAUUUCAGGUGCCUACUCCAGUGAACUUGAAGGUUCAUUCGGCAACCAUGCAUCUUCCAAAACCAUUGCUCAUAGCUUUGAUCGUGUAAGGUCUGUGGAUACAUUUGAUAACACAGAAGUGAUCAAUCCUGGUUUUGAGACUAGUGGUACUCUGGGAGGAUUUUCUAAAUCUUCAACCACUCGAAGCUACCAUGCUUAUGAUGGAAGUGUCUCUUCAAAUGAUGGGGUGGAUGACCAGUUCCCUAAUCAAUAUUUAGAUUCUUUUGAGAACACUUACGCUGUUGCUAGUGGGGUUUUUGAGGGAGGAUCCAGAAAGGGUAAAGGCGUUGCUAACAGCAUGCUACAUGGAGAUCUUGAAACAAUAAACCGUUAUUUUCACGAGGGAAGGCCUUAUGUCCAAAGAGACAGCAGGGUGAAUAUAAAUGAAGUUCCAGAGACUACAAGACAUGAUCAUGCACAUUGGAUGAGAAUAAAGAGAGAUGAGUUUCCUCCCAGAAUACCUCCUCAUCGAAGUGGUUCACAAUCUGGCUAUGAAAGUGGAAGCACAUCAAAUCAAAUUAUUGAUGACUUCUACUGCGGCUCAAGCUAUCUUUCACAUGACUCAUAUGAUGACCCUGAUCAGGAGAAGAUGAAACUGUUGAGAUUGGUUUAUAAAUUGCAGGAUCAACUCAAGAGAACUAGCUAUGUAAGUGGUGAAACGAAUGGAAGACUGUCCAUGGGAAGUCACAUGUCUGCAUACCAAAGCCAUGAUCUUCAUGAAAGAAGAUUUUAUCAUGGUUUGGAUUACCCCAGGCAUGAUGGAAUAUGUAGUCAUGGAAUCAACUGGUGCCAAAAGCAUAAUUUUUCACGUGCACCUUAUUCAACUGAGCCAACAUGCAGCAUACACCAUGUUGAUCCUUCUUGUUUCAAUUGCUGUCCCCAACAGUGGCAACACUCGGCAGAGUUGCCUCCACGUGAUCUUUAUCAGCAUGAAGAGUUAUGUAGGCAUAAUCCAGGUCACAAUUGUUGUUCACCUCAUCAUUCUUAUCCUGUAAGUCCGCAAUGUUCCAUGACCUCUAACCUUCAAGCUCAUGCCCAUGAAACAAUGUCAUGUGAUCAGAUGUACAGGCCUGAGGUGAAAAAACAUUUUAGGGAGAAACCAGUCUUGACCAGGCGACAUUACCGGCCCGUGGCCGGUGGAGCACCGUUUGUCACUUGCAAUAAGUGCUUGAAACUGCUGCAACUGCCUGCAGAUUUCCUCCUUUUCAAAAGGGUGUUUCACCAGCUCAAAUGUGGUGCAUGUCAAGAGGUACUCAAAUUUUCUCUGCACAACAGAAGUCACAUAGUCUCUUAUGCAUCAAAUGAUGUAGAGCCGUCCCUAAACGAGGUGAUCUAUGGAAGCAAUCCACCAUCUGAGCCUCGUGACAACUACCAUCAUUCCCCACAUGCAGACCAUGCUUCAUAUUCUGAUGAUUAUGGAAAUUCCGCUGGUAAGAGCUACUCCUCUGAAGGAGAUCCCAUACCGUUAGAUCGCUUGCAUGGCAGUGAAUAUGAUAAACCAACUGUAUCUUCUGGUACCUUGGAGACUAUAACAGAGAAGGAGAAAACUGCUGUAAGAGGUCCUGGUACCAGUGAGGCUUCAGUUGAAACAGAUAAAUCAAAUAUGACCUCCUCCAAUAUUGCACCAGAAAUUGAAGAACAUUUACAGCCAAAAAGUUCACCUCUUCAUCAACUGAUGGGUUAUUCCUCACCAAGUCAAGUAGUAAGAGGGAUUCCAUAAUUUGUUGAAGGAAAAGAUCACAUACUUAGUUGAGAAAAUGGUCUACUCAUGAGUCUCAACAGUCAUGCUGCACUGGCUCAGAUGACAAUUCGGUUUUUUCUUUAUUAUGGUGAAUCUAAAAUGAAGCUUGAACGAUCAAGAAAUGGGUGAGUUCUUUUCUCCAACUUUGGGAUGUGGUGAUAAGGCAUUUACAUAAUCAAUUAUUUUGUUUAAUUCUAUUGAACAAGGGCAGUAAGAUUGACUUGUUCCUCUAAGAUGUGUAUCAGUAAUUUUGUGGAACAGUUUGGCAAUGUAUGCUGAAAAUGAAAAUAUAUUUAAUGUAAAAAUGUAAUUUUGGCUUGUAUAGAUCUAAUUAUUAUGUGAUUUUUUACACUUUUAUUUCUUUAAA
Messenger RNA from Vigna angularis (adzuki bean), 4420 nucleotides. RefSeq lists its product as uncharacterized. Lineage: Eukaryota; Viridiplantae; Streptophyta; Magnoliopsida; Fabales; Fabaceae. The transcript has 3 exons. Gene Ontology annotation, biological process: regulation of defense response to fungus. The record is from RefSeq and is a predicted model, not a curated record. The coding region runs from base 538 to 4032 and encodes 1164 amino acids.